AUGUUCAGCCUUUUGGCAGUUCUCCUCUUUAUCUCGGAGAGGAGCAGAACGGCAGCGAAGCCUUACGCCGGUCUGAAAACCUGGGGUAGAUUCAACAAGCUGCCCUAUCCGGGGGACAAAGCCUUCCUCUAUGACACCUUCCCCAAGGGCUUCAUGUGGGCGGUGGGCACGGCGGCUUACCAGGUGGAGGGGGCAUUCGAGAAGGAUGGCAAGGGUCUGUCGGUCUGGGACACCUUUACGCGCGGUGGGAACCGGAUGACCACCGGGGACGUCGGCAGCGACAGCUAUCACAACAUCCACGCUGACAUCCGGGCCAUAAAACAGCUCGGGGUCAGCCACUACAGGUUCUCCCUGUCCUGGUCCAGGAUAUUCCCCAACGGGACGCGGGGGAGUUAUAAUGAAAUCGGCGCCAACUAUUACCGGACCCUCAUAAGGAAGCUGAGGGAGAUCCACGUCAAGCCCGUGGUCACACUGUACCACUGGGACCUGCCAGAGCACCUUCAGCAGACCUUCGGCGGCUGGGGCAACCCGGUGCUCAUCGAGCUUUUCAGAGACUACGCUGAUUUUUGUUUCCAGCAUUUCGGAGAUGACGUGGAGUAUUGGAUCACCGUUGACAAUCCGUUUGUGGUUGCCUGGCAUGGGUACGGCACCGGCGUGGUCGCUCCCGGGAUAAAGAACGACCCGGAUCUCCCGUUCCGAGUGGGUCACCAUCUCCUGAAGGCUCACGCGGCCGUAUGGCAUCUCUACAACCGCCACUAUCGACCUCGACAGCAGGGCAAGCUGUCCAUGGCGCUGGCUUCCCAUUGGAUCAAGCCGAGUCGUACCCGCCGUGAAAGCCUGAGGGACUGCCAGUGCUCCCUGGACCACGUCCUAGGCUGGUUCGCCCGGCCGCUGUUCACCGACGGGGACUACCCACCUUGCAUGAAGGAGAGGCUGGGCUCGCGGCUGCCCUCCUUCACCCGGGAGGAGAGGGAGCAGGUCAGGGGCACGGCGGACUUCUUUGCUCUCUCCCAUGGAGCGGCCCUGAGCUUCCACCUGAUCAACGACAGCCUCAAGUUUGGACAGCUGGAGGAUCUGGACCUGAGGAUGCUGCUGUUCUGGGUCAACACUGAGUACGACAAGCCGCCCAUCUUUGUGGUGCAGAGCGGUUGGUACGUUUUGGGGAACACGAAGACGCAGGACCCUAAACACAUGUACUACCUCAAGAGAUUCAUCGUGGAGGCGCUGAAAUCCAUCAGCAUAGAUGGUGUGAAUGUGAUCGGCUACACGGCUUGGUCUCUGAUGGACGGCUUUGAGUGGCACAGGGAAUACGGGAUACGACGUGGGCUUUACUAUGUGGACUUCAACACUCCUGACAUGAAGAGGGAGCCAAAGACGUCCGCCACUUUCUACAGGAAGCUGAUCCAGAGCAAUGGUUUUCCUGAGCUCCCAGAGAACCGGCCGGCUCAAGGGGUUUUCCCAUGCGACUUUGCCUGGGGAGUGUCUGCUAACUCCAUACAGGUGGAGACCACACCCACCCAGUUUGCUGACACCAGUGUGUACCUCUGGAACAUCUCCAACAACGGGGAGCUGAGGAGGUUGGAGGGUCUCAGCGCUCCACCGCUGCGCCGAACCCCACACUGUGCAGAUUACACAUCCAUCCGGCAGCAGGUGGAUGAAAUCCGACAAGUGGGGGUCACUCACUUCCACUUCUCCCUCAACUGGUCAGCGCUGGUGCCCACAGGUCAUGUCGCCCAUCCCAACACCACGCUGCUGGGUUACUAUCGCUGCUUCACCCGUCAGCUGCUCCGGGCCAACGUCACGCCGGUAGUCACGCUUUGGCACCACACUCGCCAACGCAGCAGCCUGCCUGCCCCGCUGGACACCGUCAAUAAGUGGCUCAACAGAGAGACUCCAGAGGCCUUCGCGGACUAUGCCAGGCUCUGUUACAGGGAGUUGGGUGCUCAUGUGAAGCUAUGGAUCACCCUAAAUGAGCCCAACGAUGAGGUGGUUACCUACCAGGAGGGGCAUCAGAUGCUGCGGGCACACGCGUUGGCUUGGCGUGUCUAUGACCGGGAGUUCAGACACUCCCAGAGAGGGCAGGUGUCCCUGGCUUUGCAUAUGGACUGGGUGGAACCGGCCUUUUCAUUCAGCCGGGAGGAUGUGGAGCCUGCUAAGAGGGUGCUAGACUUCAGCAUCGGCUGGUUCGCGGAGCCCAUCUUUGGGAAUGGGGACUACCCACUGGGCAUGAGGAGUUGGCUGCGUCAGCUCAAUUCCCUUGACCUGCCAGUGUUCAAUGAAGAGGACAGACAACUGGUGAAGGGAACGUAUGACUUCUUUGCCAUAAGCCACUUCAGUACCAAGCUGGUGACUCACGCCAAGGAGGACUCGUACACUUACACAGCCAAGCUUGAGGUUCAGCACAUGAUAGACACUACCUGGAUCAUGUCCCCCAGACCCGUGGUGCCAUGGGGCCUGAGGAAAGCUCUCAACUGGGUGAAGGAGCGCUACAGUGAUGUGCCUGUCUAUGUGAUGGCCAACGGGGUGCAGGAGGACCGGGCCCGCUUCAAAGACAGCCUGAGAGUCUACUACCUGUACAACUACAUCAAUGAGGCGCUGAAAGCGUGUACUCUGGACGGUGUAAACUUAAAGGGCUACUUCGCUUAUGCGCUGAGUGACCAGAGGGACCCGGGCUUCGGCCUGUACGGGCACAUCCAUGAUGAAGUCAUCAUCAAGGCGUCCCUCUCCAACUACCGCAACAUCAUCCAGAAAAAUGGCUUUCCCAUACAGGGCGCCACACCACUGCAGUGCCCCAGCCGGCCCCGCCCCUGUCUUGGCUGCCACGUCUUGACCAAGAGGCCUGUGGUGGGCUUCCUGAGUCUGGUGGGCUCCGGCGUCCUGAUCAUCCUGAGCCUCAUUAUCUACUACGCAGCCAAGAGACAUAAAGAGUGUUACUGA
Lampris incognitus (smalleye Pacific opah) is the source of this 2937-nucleotide messenger RNA. RefSeq names its product klotho (gene kl). Gene Ontology annotation, biological process: carbohydrate metabolic process. NCBI's taxonomy places the organism in Eukaryota, Metazoa, Chordata, Actinopteri, Lampriformes, Lampridae. The transcript has 13 exons. The coding region runs from base 1 to 2937 and encodes 978 amino acids. Gene Ontology annotation, molecular function: hydrolase activity, hydrolyzing O-glycosyl compounds. The record is from RefSeq and is a predicted model, not a curated record.